Molecule: messenger RNA, 522 nt
Organism: Gymnogyps californianus (California condor)
Lineage: Eukaryota; Metazoa; Chordata; Aves; Accipitriformes; Cathartidae
Gene: PSMG4
Product: proteasome assembly chaperone 4
Exons: 3
Coding region: 1-381 (126 amino acids)
Biological process (GO): proteasome assembly
Source: RefSeq, a predicted model, not a curated record
AUGGAGGCGGCGGGCGGCGGGGGAGCGGCGGCGGCGGGCGGCAUCGCCCUGCACGACUUCAGCGGGCGGCUGGGCGAGCAGCGGGUGCACUUCCACGCCAUGCGGCUGCGGGACUCGCUCUUCCUCUGGGUGGGCGCCGCGCCCGCCCUCGCCAGCCUGGCCGUCGCCAUGUGCAGCCCCCGCGACAGCAUCCCGGUGGCCGCCUCGCUCCUGGGGGAUCCCUCCGACACCGCCUCCGCCUGCCUGGCCCAGCGCUUGGCCAGCAAGACUAAAAAACAGAUAUUUGUCAGCUACAAUCUUCAAAACACAGACAGCAAUUUCACCUUGCUCAUAGAAAACAGGAUCAAAGAAGAAAUGAUGGCUUUUCCAGAGAAGUUCUGACUUUUCAUCAUUGUAAAAUAACCUGAAGUUUUUGUUUUAGAAAAACUGAUUGCAAUUUUCACACUGACAUUAAGUUAGUAUAUUUGUUUUGUAUUGUUUUGAUUGAAUUUGCAGUUGUUAUUAAAUAUAGAUGGACCUAAA